This is a messenger RNA of [Torrubiella] hemipterigena, 762 nucleotides long. Lineage: Eukaryota; Fungi; Ascomycota; Sordariomycetes; Hypocreales; Clavicipitaceae. The record is from the annotation of a GenBank genome assembly.
UGUGAGUGAGCGAUCCGUUGCAGGACACAUGCCAGCGAUAACCUCAUUGUAUUCUAAAAACAAAAUUUAUGCACUUGUAUAUAAAUGUUGAUUGGUUUCAAGACGAUGUUAGGCACUCAUUAUUGUAGGUCAUGUGAUUGUGAUGAGCUGAAAUUGCUACACCGAGCGCUCCUUUCAACAUGACGACUUACAUCACAGCGCAAAUUCAAGCCAUGGCAUCACCAGACCAGCCAAAUUAUAUUUACAAAAUAUCACCGACUCCACCGCCUGAGCCUGUACCAGCAAUCUAUCCUCCCUCGGAGUUGGAUGAAAAGGAUGGCUUUAUCCAUCUCAGCACAGCCGCACAGGUCCCAAGAACCGCUGACUUGUUCUUUGCGGAGGCCCCUCACCUCUGGUUUGUGAAAAUACAAGUCGAGAGGUUAGUGCCGCUUCAUAGAAUCGAAUGGGGCCCAACUGGGUGUGUCUCGCUUUAUGGCGAGGUUACAGCUAGCGACAUUGUAGCUAUUGAAUCUUAUCAAAGGGACGGCGAAAAAUCGUGGGCAGAGACUCUUAUGAAUGGAAAAUGGCUGGAGUAACCCGUACAUAGUGGCGCUGAAACGUCGGCUGUGGCUUAUGAUAUACCGCUACCGUAGUAAUUUUCAAAACAUGGUGCAGCAUAUCAGGUUAAUAACUCUAGAUAUUUAUUUAUUUAGUUUAAUUUUUCUAUUUAAACCAUCUUCCUUAUUUAUUUACACUCAUACCUAGCUAUUCUGACAGCGUAAU